This is a messenger RNA of Lotus japonicus, 1689 nucleotides long. RefSeq names its product phosphatidylglycerophosphate phosphatase PTPMT2. The transcript is spliced from 6 exons. Gene Ontology annotation, molecular function: phosphatidylinositol-4,5-bisphosphate 5-phosphatase activity; protein tyrosine/serine/threonine phosphatase activity. Bases 516 to 1496 code for a protein of 326 amino acids. NCBI's taxonomy places the organism in Eukaryota, Viridiplantae, Streptophyta, Magnoliopsida, Fabales, Fabaceae. Gene Ontology annotation, biological process: protein dephosphorylation. The record is from RefSeq and is a predicted model, not a curated record.
UUCAUUUUUUUGUGUGCGAUCUAAUCCAUUAUCAGAGUUUGUUGAGCGAAACUUGCGAUUUUUCUGAUUCAACCAAAAUCAAUCUAGGGUUAGGGAUUCCAAUUUCAAUUUCAAAAUUCCUCUCUUCGAUUCUUUCCUCUCUCUCUCAUCCAUCUUCCUCGCUCCUCGAUCAACCCUUUCUUCAAACCAUGGUCUUAUUUUCUCGGGAAAAUUCCGCUUACAAUUUUCUCGUCCAAGCUCUUUUCCUAUCUAUCAUCCUUCGUCCAAAUUGUUACCGAAUUCCGAUUUCAUAGUUUCCACGAUCGAUUCGGUGAUCCGCAAAUUGCAAUUUAAAUUUUUUUGCGUUUGUUUUGGUGGUUGUAAUAGAGAUACGUGAGGGGUGUGAAGAAGUGUAGUUCAUACGUAUCGUUAACUUUGUGCAUACUGCAUAGAUAACUCUUUGUUAAUUAGGAUUUUUUUUUUGUAAAGGUGUAGAUAUUAUUACUGUAAUUAUUUUUGUGAUUUGGAAGUGAGUUAUGCAUAUAGAGGAAUUGAAGGUAGGUGAGGUGGGAGAAGGUGGAGAGGAAGGGAGAUCGAGCUUCGUCGGCUCGGAUGCGAAAAGGGUUCUGGUUGGAGCAGGGGCUCGCGUGCUAUUCUAUCCUACGCUGUUUUAUAAUGUCGUUAGGAAUAAGAUUCAGGCUGAGUUUCGGUGGUGGGAUAAGGUUGAUGAGUUCAUAUUGUUAGGUGCUGUUCCAUUUCCUAUUGAUGUUCCCCGCUUGAAGGAGCUUGGUGUUCGCGGUGUCAUCACAUUGAAUGAGCCAUAUGAGACUUUGGUUCCUACCGCAUUAUAUCAUGCUCAUGGAAUUGAUCAUCUGGUGAUUCCCACUAGAGAUUACUGUUUUGCUCCAUCAUUGCAUGACCUAUGCUGUGCUGUGGACUUCAUACAUGGAAAUGCAUUGUCUGGACGAACUACAUAUGUCCACUGCAAAGCUGGACGGGGUCGCAGCACAACUGUUGUUAUUUGUUAUCUGGUUCAUUACAAACAGAUGACACCUGAUGCUGCGUAUGAAUAUCUGAAGUCAAUUCGGCCUAGGGUGCUUUUGGCUUCCGCUCAGUGGCAAGCUGUUCAGGAAUACUACUACCACCUUAUGGUGAGGAGGGCUGUUGGAUUUGCUCCUACAGCCGAUCUAUUCAUUAAGGCUUCUAAGGUUGCAGCCGCUUCACGAGAGCUUGUGACAUUUGAUGACAGCUCUGUAGUUGUGGUAACAGAACAUGAUCUUGAAGGAUACAACCCAAGCUGUCAAUCAGGAACCAUGCCAAGUGAAAUAUGGGCAGAUUUAAGUGUUGUUUACCGUGUACGUGUUGCUGGACAGGCAGCAUUGGCAAGAAUAUCGUGCCUUUGGCUGCGAUACGGUUCUAACCAGAAGAUUUCUGCGGAGAACCUGAGCGGGGAAAGCAGUUGCUCAGUCAGAACUAAUCACUUGGGAGCAAUUAGUGUUGAUAUCCAUGUCUACUGAAAAAAAAAAGCCUGGGUUGCCUACUAAGUUCCCACCAAGUUUGACAUGUUUUCCAUGUUCUGCACAAAAAUAAUUCAUGCUUGGCUGGGCUUUAUAUGAAUAGCUUACCUCUGUAUAUUCUGCUACUUCCCUCAUUUGAAUUCAAAUGAUGAGUGUGUCAUACGGGUUAAUCAAUUGAUGUGCUUCAUCUAUA